Molecule: messenger RNA, 807 nt
Organism: Lindgomyces ingoldianus
Lineage: Eukaryota; Fungi; Ascomycota; Dothideomycetes; Pleosporales; Lindgomycetaceae
Exons: 3
Coding region: 1-807 (268 amino acids)
Biological process (GO): protein phosphorylation
Cellular component (GO): EKC/KEOPS complex; nucleus; cytosol
Molecular function (GO): ATP binding; protein serine/threonine kinase activity
Source: RefSeq, a predicted model, not a curated record
AUGGCAACCCCACCACCACCCCAUGCCUCCCAACCGGAUCACAUUCUCCCACCCCCCUUCACUCACACACCCCUCACAGUCCUAACACAAGGUGCGGAAGCCCUCGUCUACCGCACAACCUUCCUCACUCCCUCUACCCCUGUCGCCCUAAAAUAUCGUCCCCCGAAACCAUACCGCCACCCUGUCCUCGAUAAACGACUCACGAAAGCAAGAUUACUGGCGGAAGCCCGCGUGUUGGUGAAGUGUAGGAAGGAGGGUGUUAAGGUACCGGGUGUUCUUGGGGGAGAUGUCGAGAAUGGGUGGUUGGCGCUGGAGUGGGUGGAGGGGAGGACGGUGAGGGUGGUGCUUGAUGAGUGGGUGGAACGAGGAGGGGAGAAUGGGGAAGGGGAGAAUGGAGAAGGGGUAGGGGUUAAAGAGGGGGAAGAAGAGCUUUGGGAUUUAAUGAGGAGGGUUGGGAGGGCGGUGGCUAGGUUGCAUGAUAUUGGAGUUUGCCAUGGGGAUCUCACGACGACCGCCGACACCGUUUCUCCACAAUCAUCCCCCGCUUCACAACCCACUGGCCAUGAACUCGAUGGUGACAUCAUCAUCAUCGACUUCGGCCUCGCAACACAAACGGUCGGGGAAGAAGAACGUGCAGUUGAUUUGUACGUUCUGGAACGAGCGUUCGCGGCUACGCACCCUGCUGCCGAACCGUUGUUUAGAGAGGUGUUGAGGGUGUAUGGGGAGAGCUUUAAGGGGGCGAAGGUGGUGUUGAAGAGGUUGGAGGAUGUGAGGUUGAGGGGGAGGAAGAGGAGUAUGCUUGGGUGA